GCUGCGGGAGUUCGGCCGGAAGCUCGCGCGGAGGCUCCGUCUCCGGCGGCUUCUGCAGGGAAGAUGGCGGGGCCCGAGCCACCGAUGCCGCUGUCCCGAGGCGGCCCAGGCUCCGCUUCGCUCUCUCCGUCCCGGGGCGACCGCACCCUCCUCGUCAGGCACCUGCCGGCCGAGCUGACGGCUGAGGAGAAGGAGGACUUACUGAAGUACUUCGGGGCGCAGUCGGUGCGCGUCCUGUCAGAUAAGGGGCGCCUGAAACAUACAGCAUUUGCUACUUUCCCUAAUGAAAAAGCAGCAAUAAAGGCACUGACAAGACUCCAUCAGCUGAAACUUCUAGGUCAUACUUUAGUUGUUGAAUUUGCAAAAGAGCAAGAUCGAGUUCAUUCCCCAUGUUCCACCUCAAAUACAGAGAAAAAGAAAAGGUUGGAUGACACUGUAGAAAAUGAUAAAGAGAAGAAAGAGCCUGACAUUUUAACAGUAGAAAAUGGAAUUGCGCCAAAUCAUGGGCUAACUUUUCCUCUGAAUUCAUGCCUUAAAUACAUGUAUCCACCACCAUCAAGCACAAUCCUUGCAAAUAUAGUAAAUGCUCUGGCUAGUGUCCCUAAAUUCUAUGUACAGGUGCUUCAUCUUAUGAAUAAAAUGAAUUUGCCCACACCCUUUGGACCGAUUACUGCACGACCUCCUAUGUAUGAGGACUAUAUGCCAUUGCAUGCACCCCUUCCACCUACAUCCCCUCAACCGCCUGAGGAGCCUCCCUUACCAGAUGAGGAUGAGGAUUUAUCUAGUAAAGAAUCAGAAUAUGAAAGCAGUGACGAGGAGGACCGACAGAGAAUGAACAAACUAAUGGAACUAGCAAAUCUUCAGCCCAAGAGACCCAAAACAGUAAAGCCACGCCACGUGAGAAAAAAGCAAAAGAUAAAGGAUAUGUUGACUAUACCUUCAUCAGCUUCACAUAGUUUGCAUCCUGUGCUGUUACCUUCGGAUGUAUUUGACCAGCCACAGUCUGUAGGUAAUAAAAAAAUUGAAUUCAAUAUAUCGACCAACAUGCCUGCAGCAUUUAACAAAGAUUUGGAGACGCAACCAAAUAAUGAAGAAGAAAAUUCUGAUUCACCAGAAACUGGACUUGAUUCAAAUACAGGAUUUGGCAAAAUCUUCCCUAAACCUAAUUUGAACAUCACAGAAGAGAUUACAGAAGACUCUGAUGAAAUGCCUUCACAAUUUAUUUCUAGAAAAGAGUUGGAAAAGGGUCGUAUUUCUAGAGAAGAAAUGGAAACACUUUCAGUUUUCAGAAGUUACGAACCUGGUGAACCAAACUGCAGAAUUUAUGUAAAGAAUUUAGCUAGAAAUGUUCAGGAAAAGGACCUUAAAUUUAUAUUUGGAAGAUACGUUGACUUUUCUUCAGAAACACAGCGGAUCAUGUUUGAUAUUCGCUUAAUGAAAGAAGGACGCAUGAAAGGACAAGCUUUCGUUGGACUUCCAAAUGAAAAAGCAGCGGCUAAAGCAUUGAAGGAAGCUAAUGGCUAUGUUCUUUUUGGAAAACCCAUGGUGGUUCAGUUUGCUCGAUCUGCUAGACCAAAACACGAUUCUAAAGAAGGAAAACGGAAGUGAUACAAACAAAUAAAGAAGCAUUCCUGCGUAAAUACUGCUGUAAUACUGUCAUACAAGUGUAUCCUUUCUUGUUGUAUCCUUUUGGGGCAGUGGUUUUAUUUGUUUCAUUUUGUUUUCUAGAAGUGCUUUGUCUACUUUCUAUCAUUUUUCCAGAUUAAGUACUUUUUAUACUUUAUUCAAAUGAAACAUUUCUCAAAUUAGUUUUGUUUCCUGGACAAAUAUUUUACACAUAUUUUAGAUUCCCUGGUUAAUUUUCUAUGCCAUCAUUUAAGUCAAUGAGUUUUUAUCAGGGAAAGUUAGUGAAUCAGGUCACUUGGUAUAUACAAUUACUUGACCACAGAGUGUGGUAAUAUUUCUUGUAUAUGUGGAUUUCUUCAACCUAAUUCAGGAACAUGCUUCCUACUUCGUGUUAUAUCCAAUUUAGGUGUUGCUCUAGUUGCAUUUUUGUUGCUGUGACAAAUACUAUGACAAAAAAAGCGUCUUAGUGAAGAAGGGAUUUAUUUGUCUUAGAAUUUAUAGUUCAUUGCUGUGGGGAGGUCAAGGCAUAAUUUAAAGCAUAAUUUCCACAGUUAAGAGCAGAGAGAAAAUAAAGCCAUAGCUUGCCUAGUCUGAGCUAGCUUUUUCCUGUUGUAUGCUGUUCUGGUCCCCUUUCCUAAGGAAUGGUGCUACCCACAGUUGGACUGAUCUCACAUUGGUGAAUAGUCAAGACCAACAUAGUCUAGAAAUUCUAGAUAUUGCUUUAAGACUUUUCCCAGGUAAUUCAGUGUUGUGUCAAGUUGAUAAUUAAAACUAUUCAGCACAGUUCUGUAUAACAUGUUGUAAAAUUUGACUGGGAAAUGAUCUUUUUCUUUUAAUAGCAAAUAUAUUGAAAAUGAACAAGAUUUUUAUAAAAAAUCCUCAAGAUACACUAAGAUUGAUUGAGUGCCUAUGACAAGUAGAAGGAUUUGCUUUACUCUUUGUCUUUUCAAAACAAGAAUACUCCAAAAACAAAAUUUAAAUACACACACACACACAUACACAAAGAAUAACAAAUAAGACAGGUUUGUCUAGUUAUAUAGCUAGUAAAUUAUCUUCCUAGAAAUAAGAACAAUGAUUCCAUCCUGUAUGAUUACUAGAGUCUCCCAGAACAUCCAACCUCAAAUUCUGCACAUUUAAAUUCUGAGAAUUUUAAAGUACAUAGUAAUGUAUUACCCAUUGAUGUUUGUUUUCUGUCUUAGAGAUUGAUUCUAGUGUAUAGAGAACCACCAAGGAAGAUAGUCUAUGUACAGAUAUUUCUAGAGUCUAGAUUUUAUCUCAGUGCUAAUAAAUCAGAAUCAGUGGAAUAAUGUCUUACAAUAUAAAUUGAGUUUCCCUUAGUAAUAGAAAGGAACACUGACAAUUUUUUUUCUUUAGGAAAAUAAAAAUCCUCAAGAUUUUGUGGGAAUUUUUGCUAUAAUAAGUGCUUUAAAACUACUCAUAAUUCUGUUAUCGUCACCCUAAGAGUAGAAGCUUACCAAAAUUGAAAUGUAGUCUCUUCAUAUUCACAAUUGAAAUAUUUUAGUUUUUAGUAUUAUAAGUAGCCUUUCUUUACAUAUAUCUUGUACUGACAUGAUUCACUAAUUUUCUGCAAAUAAAUAUUUGGGCUUUUAAAAGUUAACUGAAUUAUUAUGAUUAUUUUUAAUGGGCCUUUGUGGUGUUUUAGGUUCCUUCUGAAUUCUGUAUCUUUCAAGUACUGUGGAACUUUGAGAGAAGAAAUUGACCCUCUGGACUUUGGAACUGUGCGUAACAACUUUGGAAGCAUUAAAAAAUUACGUAUCUUCAAAUUAGUGUUUGGAGAUACAUUGUAAUGGCUUAUCACAUAUAUAAUAAAUUAUUUUUCUCUCAACAGUGUCUAUACUUUUUCAUUACUUGGUUUAUAUAUCUAAGGAAGUGUAACUUAAUAAAUAUGAACUCUUAUUAAUAAUUUUAUACUUUUUUUUACAUUUGUAUAAUUUUUAUACAUUUUUCUUUAUGAUACUCUUUAUUUUCUGUUCUUACCUAUGUAAAUAUAUAGGUCCAUUAAGCAUUUUUUAC
Messenger RNA from Mus pahari (shrew mouse), 3660 nucleotides. RefSeq names its product RNA binding region (RNP1, RRM) containing 3 (gene Rnpc3). Gene Ontology annotation, biological process: mRNA splicing, via spliceosome. The record is from RefSeq and is a predicted model, not a curated record. The transcript has 15 exons. Gene Ontology annotation, cellular component: U12-type spliceosomal complex. NCBI's taxonomy places the organism in Eukaryota, Metazoa, Chordata, Mammalia, Rodentia, Muridae. Gene Ontology annotation, molecular function: pre-mRNA intronic binding; protein binding; U12 snRNA binding. The coding region runs from base 64 to 1608 and encodes 514 amino acids.